Molecule: messenger RNA, 582 nt
Organism: Trypanosoma conorhini
Lineage: Eukaryota; Euglenozoa; Kinetoplastea; Trypanosomatida; Trypanosomatidae
Product: ADP-ribosylation factor-like protein 16
Exons: 1
Coding region: 1-582 (193 amino acids)
Molecular function (GO): GTP binding; GTPase activity
Source: RefSeq, a predicted model, not a curated record
AUGACAAGCCCGCUCACCGUGUACGUGCUUGGCUCGUCGGGCUCGGGAAAAACAAACCUGCUGCGCCAGCUCGGUUGCAUGUGUGAAACUGGCACUCUGCUGACCCGCCCGACCCACGACGCCCCAACGCAGGGGCAGGAGGUGCACUCACUCGUCUUGGAGGCACCGCAGAAGAAGGCGGCGUCCUGCACGGUUGAACUUCGCGAGUUGGGCGGAGAAAUGGCCCCGGUGUGGGAGAAGUUUAUUCGCUCCUGGCAGAACUCCCUCAAAGGCAAUAGCGGCGCUAAGUCCGCCUUGAUCUUUCUCGUGGAUGCGUUGUCCCCUCACCUGCUCCCCAUGGCGCCUGUCAUGUUCAGCAGUCUGAAGGGCUCCGAUGGGGCUUGCCGGGGUUGGCCGACGGCGGUGCUGCUCAACAAGGCUCUCGCAAAGAAUGCCAUGACGGAAGCGGAGUUGGAGUUUUUCCUUUCAAUGGACGCCUGCAGUGACGCACAGCUGCUUGUCGUUGACUCCUGGAACGGGCUGGGGCUCGGGGAUGUCAUGGAAUGGCUCAGCAGCGCGGCGUUAUCGCAGCCAACCCCUUGA